Culicoides brevitarsis is the source of this 1714-nucleotide messenger RNA. RefSeq names its product ectonucleoside triphosphate diphosphohydrolase 5 (gene NTPase). Gene Ontology annotation, molecular function: hydrolase activity. The record is from RefSeq and is a predicted model, not a curated record. Bases 277 to 1659 code for a protein of 460 amino acids. Lineage: Eukaryota; Metazoa; Arthropoda; Insecta; Diptera; Ceratopogonidae. The transcript has 2 exons.
GCCUCGUACCUACGUCAAAAAGUUAAGUAAUGGCAAUAAGAUACGAGUCAUUUAAUUAAAUACGUUCUUCGUACAACUCAAACUACUGAUUACAUUUUUUGCGAUAAGUUUCUCGUUUUUUCGUAUUUAUCUUCGUUAUCGCACACUCCAUUUGUGUCUCGUUGUUUUGUUGCUGCCGAAAAAUUAGUUGAUUGCGGGAAGGACACAUGAAAAGUCGUCUUGUAAAUAAUUAAUUUUUCCUCCAAGAAGACAAAGUUUUCAUUUGACCCCGAAAACAUGCCGAGCAACACAAAGAACGUGCGUCAACGUACCAGAAUGAACAGCGAAGAUUCCCGUCGUCCCCUGAUCGGAAAUCGUGGCAAAAAAUCAUCGAACGCCCGUAAUGGACUUCAAGUUUCGUUUUUGUGUUUAAUCGCGAGUAUUUCGUUGCUCGUCUUUUUCUUCGGAUUUUAUUCUGAUGCCUUGCAUCCGGUUGUCGAUCACAUUUCCGGCCAUUUGGGGUAUCAUAACAAGACGAAGCAGUUUGCUGUGGUAAUUGAUGCCGGAUCUACGGGAACGAGAGUUUUGGCGUUUGAGUUUCAUUCGGGAUAUUUGGAUGGGCGCCUGGUACUUGACAAGGAAUUGUUUAAACAGCUGAAGCCGGGAUUGUCGUCGUUCGCGACAGAUCAUACGAAAGCCGUGGAUCAGAUUGAAAAGUUGUUGGUUGAGGCGAAAGGUUUUGUUCCGAGAGAAAAAUGGGCGGAAACGCCAAUUGUGCUGAAAGCUACUGCUGGAUUGAGACUUUUGGGACCUGAUGAGGCGAAUAAAUUACUCGAUACUGCCCGAAAAGUCCUCGUUGCCUCAGGAUUCCACACGAAUGACGAAAGUGUCAGUAUUAUGGAUGGCGAAGACGAGGGUUUGUUCUCGUGGUUCACCGUCAACUUCUUAUCAGGACGUCUUACGGGCACCAAUACCAUCGCUGCCUUGGAUUUGGGCGGCGGAAGUACUCAAGUGACAUACACCUUAACUGACGAAAAGGAUUUAUCCGACACAAAAGACUUUAUCCAUUCCAUAAAUGUCCUCAAACGUACCAUGAAUGUCUUUACGCACAGCUAUCUCGGGCUGGGACUCAUGGCGACGCGUCAUGCAAUCUUCACCGAUGGCACUGACAAGACAGAAAUCCAUUCCGAAUGCGUAAAUCCCAUCAUCAAAAAUCGCAUGUGGACCUACGGCAGUGUCGAUUACAACAUUAACGGCAAAGAAAACCCCAAAGCAAAAACUCCUCAAGCUGAUUUCGAUAAAUGCUUUGAAAAAGUCAAACGUUACGUACAAAAAUUAACUCUCCCGAAACCGCCUUCGCUACAAAAACAUCAAAUUGGCGCCUUUUCCUACUACUACGAUCGCGCCAUUGAAACGGGACUUGUGGAUGCCAUCGCGGGCGGCGAAACAACAAUCAAAAAUUUCCACAAUCAAGCACGUGAAGCGUGUGCCUCGCCGAAUACGGAACAACCCUUCAUGUGUCUCGACUUGACAUUCAUCUCAACUUUACUCGAAUACGGCUUCGGAUUGCGCCAACAAACGGUGCUGCAGUUGUACAAGAAAAUCGAUGGACACGAGAUUUCGUGGGCCUUAGGAUGUGCCUAUAACUUACUGACAAGCGGGCGAGCAACGUUCGCAUAAUUUUUUUAGAAAUAUUUUUAAAGACAAUUUUAAGGGGAAAAAUUUAAUUUUUUUU